Messenger RNA from Adineta steineri, 752 nucleotides. NCBI's taxonomy places the organism in Eukaryota, Metazoa, Rotifera, Eurotatoria, Adinetida, Adinetidae. The record is from the annotation of a GenBank genome assembly.
AUAAUAGUGAAACUUCAUAUACACAAUUAUUAAAUGAAUUUAGUGAAAUAAUUCGUUUGGAAAUUCCAGAUUUAUUGCAAGCACCACAUGGUGAACAUAUAUUACAUUCUGUGGGUUAUGUUUAUUCAUCAAAAUCACGUUCUUGGUUAAAUAAAAUGGAUUCACAAGAAGGUCAUAUUGGUAAACGUAUAUUAGGUUAUGGUAAACAUAUACAAUCAUCAUGGAAAGAUCGUGUACAUGUUGUUAAAGAAACUUUUAAAACAGUUAAAUGUGCUGUUCAAUGGGGUCAAUCAAUGUCGAAAUUAGCUCGAAUUGCUGAUGAAGAAUCAAAUAAUGCACAAGAUGAUAAUGAUUCUCAAUAUCCAUUUCAACAUCAUUCAGGUCAUUUAGAAUACAGUGGGUAUAUUCCACCAGAACCAAUUGCUUCAGCUUCAGCUUUACCUCCACAAUCAAAUAUAAAUGUAACAGUACCAGUAAAAGAAAAAUCACCACGUAAAUCAUCAGCAAAAUUAAUUGUACCAUUAACAGAUGAAGAAAAACGUAAACUUGAAGCUGAUACAGCUACGAAAUCAAUGGAAGCACUUUGGCAUGCGAUUAAACUUGAAAUUGAAAGUAUCGAACGUGAUGUUUGCGAUCGAGUACUCAAUGAUUCAUCAUGUUCACGUAAUAUUCGUCGAUAUCGUUGUUUAGCUCUUUCAAAAAUCGGUGAACUAUGGCAAGAAGCAUCAUCAUCAUCAUCUGCUUCGUCAUAA